UGGGAAAGACAACUAUGUGAGUGCGCCCUUACAGUGUCCAGCAGUGCGUGAAAAAAAGUGUUAAAUUGAUCGUGGUUGUUUUGGGGAUCACUUGUGGACAUUCGCUUGUUUCAAUAUGAUGCGUUUCCUGUUGCUGUUCAGCCGGCAGGGGAAGGUGCGUCUACAGAAGUGGUACGCACCCAUCACCGAGCGCGAGAAGAAGAAGGUGAUGCGCGAUAUGACUAUGCUGGUGCUCGCCCGCAAGCCCCGCACCAGCAACUUCCUCUCCUGGAGGGACCUCAAGAUCGUCUACAAGAGGUAUGCCAGUCUUUAUUUCUGCUGUGGCCUUGAAGAUCAGGACAAUGAGUUGUUGGCCCUGGAGGUUUUACAUCGAUAUGUGGAGCUGCUUGAUAAAUACUUUGGCAAUGUGUGUGAAUUGGACAUCAUUUUUAACUUUGAGAAGGCCUACUUCAUUCUGGAUGAAUUCAUGAUGGGCGGGGAGAUACUGGAGACAUCAAAGUCGUCCGUCGCUAGGGCAAUAGAGGCCUCAGACAUGCUGCAGGAGACAAUGGAGGAGUACAUGAGCAAGCCUGCUUUCUAGAGCACAGGAGAAAGGGGAAGAAAUGAAGCCAGGAAGUGAAUGGAGCAUGCGCACAGGUGUGUCUUUGACCUUCGACACGCCACUGCCUUUUCUCUGUGUAACAAUGUGCUCGACUCUCCAUGUUCCCAAAGAGGUAGUCGUAGGUCGCUCAUAACUUCACUCUAUACAUCCGCUCAACUUUCCUCAUUUCAAAGGGAUUUAUAUGGACACUAGCCAUACAAUGACACUGAUACCAAGAGUUAUGCCAGUUAAAAUUGCAUGAUGAUGAUGACAAUCAUAGCUAACUGUAUGUAAUAAUUACUACUCCUAUAAAAAUGAUGUUUUAUUAUGACAAUCAUCUAUUUAAAUUAAUGUCAGAUUAUUACAAGUGCCUUUUUAUGUAUGUUUAUGUCACUUUAUGCUAAAUAUUCAGAUUUUAUAGAGUCAUUCUAGUGCCUCAGGGACUAGUUGGUUGUAAUUGUUUUUGUUUUGUUCAUUUUGUGGAUGGUCAUAAAUUCUGUAUUUUACAGCACAAGAGAUUUUUUUUCAUGGACACUGUAUAAUAAAAACAUAUUUUGAUAAA
Molecule: messenger RNA, 1142 nt
Organism: Alosa alosa (allis shad)
Lineage: Eukaryota; Metazoa; Chordata; Actinopteri; Clupeiformes; Clupeidae
Gene: ap1s3b
Product: adaptor related protein complex 1 subunit sigma 3b
Exons: 5
Coding region: 116-580 (154 amino acids)
Biological process (GO): intracellular protein transport; vesicle-mediated transport
Cellular component (GO): intracellular membrane-bounded organelle; membrane coat; AP-1 adaptor complex
Molecular function (GO): clathrin-cargo adaptor activity
Source: RefSeq, a predicted model, not a curated record